AUGAUGGAACCUACUAUUUGUUCCAAGGAUGAGCGGCGUUCUCAAUUCAAGGGGUUUGAUAGCCUCGAGAAGAAGAGAAGCGAUCUAAUCCAGGCAUGUUAUCACGACCACAUUCUCGCGUGGAAAUCUGAGCUAAACAAGCUUUGUCGCGAAGCUGAAAGCGACCACGGGAAAGCUCUGGCUGUGUUACAAGCAGACCUGGAAGCAGAGAAAAAGGCACGUCGUGGCUUCCAGGAGAUUGUGGCAGAAUUAAGAGUCGCCAAAGAGGCAAUGGAGAAAUCAAGAUAUGUGUUAGUCUUGAUAGACGCUGAUGCAGACUUUUAUCUGUUUGACAAGAAAUUCUUGAGCCGUCGAAUUAGUGGCGGUCUUGAAGCCGCUGACGCUUUUGAGAAGAUAACGCGGGAGUAUUUGAAGACUCUCGGUGCGUCUAUCAGCGACCCAGAGAAAGUGCACAUUAAGGUCAAGGCUUAUGCAAAUUUGGAAGGACAGUCGAGAUUCUGCCUGACAAGCAGGUUAGUUAAUAGUUUGGACGAUGUCAGCCAGUUUUGGAUCGGGUUUACGCGAAGGUUUCCGACUUUCGAGUUUAUGGAUAUCGGUUCUGGUAGAGAAGAAGUUGACCACCGUCUUCGCAAAGUUUUAUCGCUCAACAUUGAUAACAUCCAAUGUAAGCACGUUAUUUUGGCUUGUGGCCAUGAUAGUGGAUAUGCGGGAGCACUCAGAGAGUAUUCAAAUACGACGAAUGGCGCUCGAAUCAGUCUGUUAGAAACCGAAAAGAUGCGACAUGAAAUCACUACUCUGGGAUUUAAAUCGACGACGAUGUUCAGAUCUCUGUUCCAGAAUGACUACAUAUCAGCACCAGCUCUGCCUCGACCAGAGUUGUAUUCGAAGAAACUCGCUGGCCCAGUUUUGCAGCAAACCGGGUCAGGUGUAGGAGGGCUUGCACCAGUUACCGAAGAGAGGUUGGUCGCCAACGUCGCCAGACUAGGACCUGUUUUAUUCGACUCGACUGGCAAACGAGUGGAUCGUCCGUUGAGCGUUGAUGAGAACCUGUUGAAGGCAAUGAGAAAACACGAUUUUUGCCAUUGGCACUACCUACGUGCUGAUUGUGUCAAACCCUGCGUUCGUAGGCACGACUACCGGAGACCGGUCAGCGACAAAGAAUUCGAUGCCAUUUGGUAUCUGUCGCGGUUCGGAAAGUGCAAUAAGAUGAGGAGAAUGGGCGGCAACUGCACAGAUGACAAAUGCAUCUUUGGUCACUAG
This is a messenger RNA of Glarea lozoyensis ATCC 20868, 1260 nucleotides long. RefSeq lists its product as uncharacterized. The transcript has 5 exons. Bases 1 to 1260 code for a protein of 419 amino acids. NCBI's taxonomy places the organism in Eukaryota, Fungi, Ascomycota, Leotiomycetes, Helotiales, Helotiaceae. The record is from RefSeq and is a predicted model, not a curated record.